Molecule: messenger RNA, 243 nt
Organism: Blepharisma stoltei
Lineage: Eukaryota; Ciliophora; Heterotrichea; Heterotrichida; Blepharismidae
Source: the annotation of a GenBank genome assembly
AUGGGAAGCAAGCUGUGGGGAUUGAGGAAUGGGAGCAAGGAUUUUGAAGGAAGAAAUGAUGAAAUUUCACUAACUGAUCCCUUGACGAAUUUUAAUUUUUUAGGAUUUUAUAGAGAGAAAAAAAAACUAGAAAAUGCGACAAGCGAGGUCCUGAACCGAUUUUUUUUUGGCUUAAAAAAAAAACUAGAAAAUGCGACAAAUGAGGUCCUGAAAAUUUUUUUUUCUCUUAUAAACAAAAACUAG